UCCAAUCAGUUUAGCUUCUAAUAACUUGGCCAAGUGGAGUUUGUCGGGUAUGUAUAUUAUCACUUUCACUCGGGUUUGGUUUGGCAUAGUACGAGGUGUUGGUCCUAGUGGCUCGGUAAUGUCUUUAUGCAAACAGCUCCUUUCACCGACAGCAUGCCUAUUGUCACAGUCAUGGUUUAUAUGGAGGCAGCGGUGGACGUGAGGAUUACAUCCGUUUGAGGAGCACUGAUCCAGGCUGUGUUUCUCUCUGAGCCCCUGCCAGCCCAGCCAUGAGUUGUCUGGAUGUGAUGUUUUACCAGAGUUAUGGAGCUCACUACCUCCCUGCGUCUUCAGCAGCAGCGGCAGCAGCGUACAAAGCGGCAUACUACCAUCAUCAUCAGCACCAGCAGCAGCACCAGCAGCAGAAGAAGCUGGGUGUGUACAGUAGGAUGCAGCAGGACAGCGUGGAGCAGCAGUGUCCAGGGGGGAGACAGCAACAACAGCGUGGGGGAGGAGGGGGGAGACUGGCUGGGGAGCAAUGGGUCCAACGGGGCCUGGAGGGUUCUGGGCUGGGGGGCUGUGGGGGUACUGGGAAGGACAGCCAGCCAGCUGAGGCAGAGUACCUGAGCUCCAGGUGUGUCCUGUUCACCUAUUUCCAUGGUGACAUUGGGGAUGUGGUGGAUGAACAUUUCUCUAGGGCUCUGAGCCAAACCAGUGCCUUCACUGGAGAGACUAAGAGCUCCAGGAGCACUCCCAUACACACCUCUGCCUCGGCUGGAUUGUGGAAAGACAGUGUAUCUCUCUCGGAGGCCCAGUGUGGUUCACUGUCUUCCUCUCUGUGGGAUGGAGGUUACCCGUCCCAGACCAGCCCCUGUCUUUCCAUCCACCCAGACUUCUCCCCCAGCCCAGCAGCCUUCCAUGCCCCAGACUGUGCUCUGUGGACGGGCCACGCUCUGCCCCAGCCCAGCCUCCCUCCUCCAGCCUCUCUCCCGGACCCCUGGGCCUACAGCCUCAACCCUCAGACCUCUGCCAGCUACACACACGCCCACGAUGUCUACACACACACUCACCCUCACACACACAUGCACCCCCGCCACACCUACCCAGUAUUACAUCCCCACCUGUCCCAUGGCCCAGGCCUAGACCCCAGGUUCAGCCCUCUGCUCCUGCCUGGUGUAAAGACUCAGAGCCCCCUAGCCCACAGCCCUGCUGGACACAGCACACAGAGUGCCACACACAGCAGCCAGAGCCCAGGGAUACACAGGGAUGUGAAGAUAGAGGUGGAGCAGGCCAGCCCCAACCCCCCACCCUGACCCUCUCAGCCUGGCCAGCAGCUCUACACACACCCUUGGAUAUCUACGACUCAGGUCUGGACAAAGUCAAUGCUGUUUGGUUCUGAGAGAGAGGAUAUGACAUCACUGUGACAUCACCCUGGCACUGAGCUGUGAUCAGCUCUAACAGAACCCCCUGGAACCACAAACAUAUCCUGUGUACUCACUCUCUAGUAGAAUACUCUCUGCUCACUAGAAAAAGUCCAGGGUGGGUUUACAGAUGUAGGAUCUUAAUUUGAUCACUUUUUUAUUGAUGAGAAUUUUACUGCAAAGCAGGAAAUGCAAACUUGUAGUGUAUUUCAGUUUUAAAAAGGCUUCUAAAGUUUG
Molecule: messenger RNA, 1637 nt
Organism: Coregonus clupeaformis (lake whitefish)
Lineage: Eukaryota; Metazoa; Chordata; Actinopteri; Salmoniformes; Salmonidae
Product: transcription cofactor vestigial-like protein 3
Exons: 4
Coding region: 270-1292 (340 amino acids)
Biological process (GO): regulation of transcription by RNA polymerase II
Cellular component (GO): nucleus
Source: RefSeq, a predicted model, not a curated record